AUGGAUACCAUGUUGGAAACUAGAGCUCCAAUCCAGCAGAGGAGCAGCCACCAUGGCCACGAGGGCAGCCUGUGGUCAUCAGGCUUUGGGAUGAAGCUAGAGGCCGUUACCCCAUUCCUGGGGAAGUACCGCCCCUUUGUGGGUCGCUGCUGCCAGACCUGUACACCUAAGAGCUGGGAGUCCCUCUUCCAUAGAAGCAUCAUGGACCUGGGCUUCUGCAAUGUGAUCCUGGUGAAGGAGGAGAAUACCAGGUUUCGGGGCUGGCUGGUCCGGAGGCUCUGCUAUUUCCUGUGGUCCUUGGAGCAGCAUAUUCCACCCUGCCAGGACGUCCCACAGAAGAUUCUGGGAAGCACUGGGGUACAGAGCCUGUUCUUGGGGAGGGCCCCCACAGGGGCUGGGGAAGGCCAGGUGCCCGACCUGGUGAAGAAAGAUGUGCACCGUAUCCUGGAUCAGAUCCAGGCCCCACCCCGCCCUUUCCUACUCAGGCUGUUCAGCUGGGUGCUGCUGUGGCUCCUGAACCGCCUCUUCCUGAAUGUGCAGCUGCACAAGGGCCAGAUGAAGAUGGUCCACAAGGCAGCACAGGCGGGCCCGCCACUCGUAUUCCUCUCUACGCACAAGUCACUCCUGGAUGGGCUCCUGCUGCCCUUCAUUCUGCUCUCCCAGGGGCUGGGCGUGCUCCGUGUGGCGUGGGACCCCCGGACCUACUCCCCAACCCUUCGAGCUCUGCUGAAGAACCUUGGGGGGCUUUUCCUGCCCCCAGAGGCCAACCUGUCUCUGGACAGCUCUGAGGGGGUCCUGGCAAGAGUUGUGGUGCGUGCAGCCGUGGAGCAGCUGCUGGUCAGUGGGCAGCCCUUGCUCAUCUUCCUGGAAGAGCCCCCUGGAAUCCUGGGGCCACGACUGGCAGCCCUUGGCCAAGCCUGGCUUGGACUGGUCAUGCAGGCUGUGCAGCUGGGCCUUGUCUCAGAUGCCACACUGGUGCCAGUGGCCAUCAGCUAUGACCUGGUUCCAGAUGUACCAUGUGGCAGUGACCACGCCUCAGCCCCCCUGGGGCUGUGGACCGUGGCUCUGGCUGUCCUGCAGAGCCUGUGUAGCUGCUGGGGCAGCCGUGGCCGGGUCUGCGUCCGAGUACACCUGGCCCAGCCCUUCUCCCUGCAGGAAUACACCAUCAAUGCCAGAAGCUGCUGGAGCAGCAGGCAGACCCUGGAGCAGCUGCUGCAGCCCAUUGUGCUGGGCCAAUGCACUGUGGUCCCAGACACUGAGAAGGAGCAGGAGUGGACCCCGGUCACUGCACCUCUCCUGGCCCUCAAGGAAGAGGACCAGCACCUGGUCAGGAGACUGAGCCAUCACAUCCUGAAUGCUGGCGUGGCAAGCUCUGCGGUGAUGAGCACGGCCAUCAUGGCGACGCUGCUGCUCUUUAAGCACCAGAAGGGUGUGGUCCUGUCGCAGCUCCUGGGGGAGUUCUCCUGGCUCACAGAGGAAACGCUGCUGCGGGGCUUCGACGUGGGGUUCUCUGGGCAGUUGCGGUGCCUGGUGCAGCACACGCUGAGCCUGCUGCGGGCACAUGUGGCCCUGCUGCGUGUCCACCAGGGGGACCUGCUGGUGGUACCCCGGCCCGGCCCAGGCCUCACACACUUGGCACGUCUGAGUGCCCAGCUACUGCCCGCCUUCCUGAGUGAGGCUGUGGGUGCCUGUGCUGUGCGGGGGCUGCUGGCAGGCAGGGUGCCACCAGAGGGGCCCUGGGAACUGCAAGGCAUAGAGCUCCUGAGCCAGAAGGAGCUGUACCGCCAGAUCCUGCUGCUGUUGCACCUGCUGCCACAAGACCUGCUGCUGCUGCAGCCCUGCCAGUCUUCCUACUGCUACUGCCAGGAGGUGCUGGACCGCCUGAUCCAGUGUGGGCUCCUGGUUGCUGAGGAGACCCCAGGUUCCCGGCCAGCCUGUGACACAGGGCGCCAGCGUUUGAGUGGCAAGCUGCUGUGGAGACCAAGUGGCGACUUUACAGACAGUGACAGUGAUGACUUUGAGGAGGCUGAGGGCCGGUACUUCAGGCUGAGCCAGCAAUCUCGCUGCCCCGACUUCUUCCUCUUCCUCUGCCGCCUGCUCAGCCCGCUGCUCAAAGUCUUUGCAUUGGCUGCAGUCUUCCUGCACCAGGGCCAGCUGCCUGACACAGAGUCGGGCUACAUGGCGCAGCUGUUUCAGUUCCUGCAGGCCACUGCCCAGGAAGAAGGGAUCUUUGAAUGUGUGGACCCUAGGCUCGCCAUGAGUGCCAUCUGGACUUUCAGAGACCUAGGGGUGCUGCAACAGACACCUGGUCCCACAGGCCCCGUGCUCCACCUGGCCCCUACGUUUGAAUGCCGAGACAAUCAGGACAAGCUGGAACAGUUCAUCCGGCAGUUCAUCUGCAGUUAGACCUGGCAGGAGGCGAAAAGCCCACUGGCCUCUCAGCCCCGGGACACAGCCACUCCCUGAGCCAGGUGACAGAGGUGGCAGUGGCUGCAAACCCUUAGCUGGACUCUACAAAAUCUUCACUGUUUGACCACCCCUUAUCCCUUGCCGUCUCCAUCCUUUGGUGUGAUAUACAGGGGGACUGGGCAAGUCCUCAUCCCAA
This is a messenger RNA of Ochotona curzoniae (black-lipped pika), 2605 nucleotides long. RefSeq names its product glycerol-3-phosphate acyltransferase 2, mitochondrial (gene GPAT2). The transcript has 21 exons. The coding region runs from base 1 to 2406 and encodes 801 amino acids. The record is from RefSeq and is a predicted model, not a curated record. Lineage: Eukaryota; Metazoa; Chordata; Mammalia; Lagomorpha; Ochotonidae. Gene Ontology annotation, cellular component: mitochondrial membrane.